Molecule: messenger RNA, 1240 nt
Organism: Centruroides sculpturatus (bark scorpion)
Lineage: Eukaryota; Metazoa; Arthropoda; Arachnida; Scorpiones; Buthidae
Product: vitamin D 25-hydroxylase-like
Exons: 4
Coding region: 25-639 (204 amino acids)
Biological process (GO): xenobiotic metabolic process
Cellular component (GO): intracellular membrane-bounded organelle; cytoplasm
Molecular function (GO): iron ion binding; oxidoreductase activity, acting on paired donors, with incorporation or reduction of molecular oxygen, reduced flavin or flavoprotein as one donor, and incorporation of one atom of oxygen; heme binding
Source: RefSeq, a predicted model, not a curated record
GCCGAGAGUUCAUUUACUGAGGAAAUGCUCUUGGGGAAUAUUCAAACGCUAUAUAAAGUAGGAACCGAAACAAUUCGAAUAGCUAUUGCUUGGUCUCUUUUAACAAUGGCACACUAUCAGGAAGUCCAGAAGAAAGUCCAAAAGGAGAUAGAUUCAGUCAUAGGAAAAGAUAGUUUUCCUUCAUGGACCGAUCAUUGGAAAACUCCAUAUACAGUAUCGGUAAUGAUGGAAAUCCAGAGAUGGAAAACUACUGUCCCAUUUAAUCUAUUAAGAUAUGCUCUGAAAGAUACAACUCUUCAAGGUUAUCAGAUUCCCGAAGGAACUAAUAUUUUGAUAAACUUAUGGAGUGUUCAUAACGAUGAUGCUCAUUGGAAAAAUCCAAAUAAGUUCUUCCCCGAAAGAUUUUUAAAUAAAGAAACAGAUUACGUAAAGAACGAGGAUGCUUUCAUGCCUUUCUCAAUAGGAAAGAGAUCGUGUCCAGCAAAAUCUUUAGCAAAAGUAGAAUUAUAUCUUUAUUUUACUUACAUAUUACAACGAUACAAAGUGUCGUUUCCAGAAGGAUUCAGUCAUGAUUUAGAUGGUAUAACUGGAGUAUUUUAUCGGCCGAAGCCAUACAAAUUAUGUUUUACUAGAAGAUAAACAUGGCAAAAUUUCUCAUUAUUUUAUCAUUGAUAAAUAUGAAUUUAUGAGAUUAAUAUCGAUUUGUGGUAUAUUGUGGAAAGUGCAAGAAUCGCGAUUUUUUUAAAUAUUAGAAUAGAAAAUUGUAUAGUUUUAGAUAUAGACUAUUAUUGUAAAUCAUUUCAAUUUUGUGAUAAUGCAUUUUUUCACAAAAAGUAUAACUGCUUUAUGUAUAAAAGUGUUCAUUUAUUGAUCAAAUAUACAUUGUAAAUCAUAUGUAAUGUAUGCAUAUUUAGAAUUUUGAUACUUUCAUAAUUGAAAAUAAAGAUUUAAAAAGUAUUACAAAAAGGGUUUAAUUUUUAUAUCAAUUUCUAACAUUCCAUUGUUACAUAUUCUUUUGAUACCUACAGUAUUCCAUUAGUAUCAACAGGUAUCAAAGAAGCUUUCAACCAAAAACUGAUUUGCCUUUUUCAAUUGCUUUCAUACCAAAAUUUUUUACGCUUUCUUGUAAUCCACCAUCGGUAAAAAAAUUCGAGAUAUUUUUCCACCAAUCUUCUCCUUUCUCCAUUGUUAUUUCUUUGAAUUUUUCCACUGCUUUCAUGGCCUGAUCGACUUUUUCUUG